This is a messenger RNA of Geodia barretti, 1140 nucleotides long. The record is from the annotation of a GenBank genome assembly. NCBI's taxonomy places the organism in Eukaryota, Metazoa, Porifera, Demospongiae, Tetractinellida, Geodiidae.
AUGUACUACGUUAACCCUGCUGCCCUCUCUGAAAGUCUGGCGCAGCCCUUACACGAGAAGUGGACAGUGACGGACCAUCAACGCAGUCUGUACUAUGCUAUUGAACAAAUCAAUGCUGAGAUUGCCUUUGUACCGCACAAGGUGACUUCCAGCUUUUCUACGCUCUCCAGUUUUUCAGCCUUGGACUUGCGCUUAGCAGCACACGUAGAUGAUGCCCAUCGGCAGGUGGGAAUCCGGGUUAAGGACCUCUUCACAGUUGAAGCUGUAGAUGCGGGCACUUCCGUGUUGGAGUUCAUCGCCCACAGUAGGAGGAAGAUCUGGCCACCCUUCCAUCCGUACAACCGCAUGGAAACAGACAUAAUGGUCGAGCUAUGCAGAGAAAUUUUUGUGCCGCUAUGUCGUGAAGUCCUCCUGGAAAGCAGGUACACCACUCGGAUUUCCCAGAUACCUGAGCUACAGGUUGGUGACCUUGGCCUGGGGUCUGUGGAUACUUGGCAUGGAACCCCGGAUGCAAGACUCAGGGGAAUGGAGGUUGUCUGGCGGAAAGACUCGGGGGAAAUCAGUGCACUCGUUGAGGAAAUUGUCAGUGACGACGAAGGGAGUGUCCAGAGUAGUACUGCGGUGGAGGGAAAGGUGCUGUCCAAGGAGGCAAACCUGCCCCAAGCAGUUGGGACUUGUGUCGUGGCUUCCUUCACUGCAAAAGCACGCCACCCUGAGCACAAAGCACUUGUACCAACAGUGCUUAUUGACGAGAAACAGUUUCGUGUCUGCCUGUAUGAUUGCGACAAAGAUGUUUUACUGAUCUCCACAAGCAAACUCCUAGCCACAAAAGGAGAAUUAUCAAGGAGUGGCAUAGUUUUACUCUGGUUGGUAAUAAACCACAGACACUUUCUGCAGGACCUCCCUACUACCCUGAACAAGUAUCCUGCCCUGAUAAAAUCCCGCCUGGAAGGGUAUGGCACACUCGACAAGUUCACUGCUCUGAGAAGCAAUUCAGUGAAUUGGAACGUUGUACAGCAGAAAUGGACUGUUGAGUCCAGUCACUUACCCGUCGGUUUUUUAUCCUCACCUCCAAAAAAACGCCAAAAGAAAGACAGUUGAUGGUGGACGAGAGAUGCACUAACUAGAGUUUAGAAACAU